Molecule: messenger RNA, 3252 nt
Organism: Eriocheir sinensis (Chinese mitten crab)
Lineage: Eukaryota; Metazoa; Arthropoda; Malacostraca; Decapoda; Varunidae
Product: mitochondrial basic amino acids transporter-like
Exons: 7
Coding region: 375-1628 (417 amino acids)
Biological process (GO): mitochondrial L-ornithine transmembrane transport
Cellular component (GO): mitochondrion
Molecular function (GO): high-affinity L-arginine transmembrane transporter activity
Source: RefSeq, a predicted model, not a curated record
GUGGAGUGCAUCUCGCCGGUGUCUGUCGGGGUCAGUCCAACAUUGGCAGGGAGAGGAGCAGGCCACGGGCAAUACUCCUCCUCAUUCCGUGUUGACAGGGCCUCUGCUGCUGGGGAUUCGAUUCCACGCCACGCAAUAUCGAAUCCGCCUCUCUGCUGCUUGAUUUCCUUCCUGGUAGUCAGAAGCAGGGUGACACGCAUUACAGAGGUUUCCCUGAUACUGAAGCAAAAGUUAAAAAGGACUCAGAAUUAUCGCUACACGGAACACCAGAGUUAGGCCCACAACGGCUACCAAAUUCUCGCCAACUUCAAGCGCGAAGAUUUUGUUAUUUACCGAAGUGCUCACAACAGUUACCACACAACGAAGUCAACGAGAUGGCGCUAGAAUUCAUCGCAGGUUGCCUCGGGGGGUGUGCUGGAGUGGCCGUGGGGCAUCCCUUCGACACAGUAAAGGUCCGCCUCCAGACCCAGGACUUCCUCAACCCCAAGUACCGAGGCACGUGGCACUGCAUCACGGACACAGUAAAAAAUGAGUCGCUUCGCGGACUGUACAAGGGCAUGUCCUCCCCUAUGGCAGGAGUGGCCUUCGUCAACGCCAUAGUCUUCGGCGUCCACGGCAACAUGGUCAAACACAUCCAGAAUCCAGACUCCCUCAGAUCACAGAUGCUAUGCGGCGCAGCGGCGGGCCUCUCCCAGUCCAUCGUGUCGUCGCCAAUGGAGCUCAUCAAGACACGGGUACAGAUACAGACAGAGGCGUGCGCGACCACCAAGUCCCUGUCCUGCGCCGCCACCUCCUCCUCCACGGUGACCAACUGCAGCAGCUACGCCAGCCCCAUGGAUUGCGUGAGGAAGAUCGUCACCACGGAGGGCUGGCGGGGCAUCUUCAGGGGACAGCUCAUCACAGUCUGCAGAGAUGUUCCCGGGUUCGCCUCCUACUUCCUGAGCUACGAAUACCUCAGCAGAUCGUGGGCCUCGGCUGACGGCUCCGUGUCCCCCGCCGCCGUGCUGGGAGCCGGAGGGUUUGCCGGAGCCCUGUCGUGGGUGGUGACUUACCCCAUCGACAUGAUCAAGUCCCGGCUACAGGCUGACGGCAUCGGCGGUGUUAACAAGUACCGCGGCAUCCUGCACUGCCUCAAGACCAGCAUGGCAACGGAGGGCUCCAGCGUGCUGUUCCGGGGUCUCAACUCCGCGCUCAUUCGCGCCUUUCCCACCAAUGCCGCCACCUUCGCCGUUGUCACCUGGACCAUGAAGGCGUUCCAGGGCCAGCAGGAAGAGGUCGAGACCAAUCAGUCAUGGCGGGACAUCCAGACGGGAGGCGAGACUCUAGUGCAGGCCGCCGCCAUCCCGGAGAUCAUGCAGCUCAGCCUCGCAUUGAGCACCUCCUGCAACACAGCAAACUCCUUCCUGCCGCAGGUCAUGGCGGCGUCCAAGGCGGAGUUCCACGAAGAGGAGGAGCACGAGACUAUGUGUCAGUGCUGGAAGCGGCACAGCUCCUCAGUGAUCGGCAAGCUCCCCGGCCUGUUCGGCUCAGUGUGCAAGUGUCAUGAGGCCUUCUCUUCCUGGAGGACGCGGGGGGAGGACGUGUUUGCCUCCGCCAGGCUACAUCAUAACCUCAGCAUCGUGCUCUAAGGCCUCGGAGCGCCCACAGGAGGGUCUGUCGCCGUUACUUAGGUGAAGGGAAAAGGCUGUGAUCGUGCGGCGGCGGGUCGGAGCUUGCGGGGCCCAGCUCGGGCGGUGUUACAGUGGCCAGUCACGGUGACCUAACGGCUGGCGCCAGAAACCUCUGGGUCAGCUUCUUGUCGCACCUCGUAAGUCAUAGAACCUCACUUUGUAGCCGGUCAGCGAUACAGUCAUAUUUACCAAGACCCAGCAAAACAUGAAUACUAUAGGAUCAACAGAAAAAUAUACUGCUGAAAAAUGCAUGAUCUUUGACUCAUCAGCUGAUAGGCACGACUCCUCUCCGCGCACUGGGAGGAGAGGGGUCGUGGAUCAUGGCGCGUGCAGAGCAGGAUGAGUGGGGCCCGGCAUCUAUCUCGCCGCGGCUGCAUGCGUGGGGGUGGCCGGCCCCUGACGGGGGCGUGUGCAGGUCUGGCGACACACCUGCGCAAUCACCAUUCCACACAACAGGCCGUCACCGUCACUGUAACACCGCUCGCUGGAGUGAAUGGGGUAGGCCGCGCGACCCCCGACCCCCGACUGUACCAUGUGUGUGUCCAGCUUGCAGCGGGGCCAACCGGUGCAAGCAUCGCUGGUCCCUGUCACGCCCCAGGCAGGUGAGGGUGCCUCCUGGGGAAGCCUGUCGUGUAGGUGUCCAGUAAGGAAUCCUUUGUCUAAGUGACAGCAACACGGUCCUCUGAGGGUGACCAAUUUAGCUUACUUAGUACUUAAAACCAAUGCCAACUCGCCUGUCUCAGGACAGUGCAAAGACCCGCCCCACAAACUCCCUUUAGUUUGGGGGCAUAAAAUUCUCUUAUAGAGGAUGAUCAUCACUUUCUCUACAACUUCUCGAGGCUUGGUGGGCGGGCGGGGAACACGCGGAGCAGACUCAACACUCGAAAGGAAAGCUGCUUUCUCAUGUUCCGGAGUCUGUGUCUCUUUCUCGCCACAGCUCCCCUAUAGCCCUUACCUGUCCACCGAUACCUGCCGCAGCUUACUGUUAGGCUGCUGACGAGGCCCUGGAUAUAUAUAUAUAUAUAUAUAUAUAUAUAUAUAUAUAUAUAUAUAUAUAUAUAUAUAUAUAUAUAUAUAUAUAUAUAUAUAUAUAUAUAUAUAAAGCAUGCAACGUCAUUUUGGUGUUCAGUGUACAGAAUAUCUUACGUGUACAAUUUAGCACUUUUAAAUGUUAUUAUUUUCCUGUUUACCCCAAUCAGUUCUUACCCGCCAUUAUAACAGGCUGUACAUAGGUUUUUCUGAAAAUAUUAGCAUAUUACAAUAUCAACACCAAAGUGGCUUUAGGUUAUUAAUCUUCUCUCUCUCUCUCUCUCUCUCUCUCUCUCUCUCUCUCUCUCUCUCUCUCUCUCUCUCUCUCCAGGGCCUCCCCCCACCAACCAUCGACCUUGUUUCAAAUCCGCGAGUCUCAUUCGUCUCUGAUCCGUCCAUUAUUUAUUGAUCUUCGUUUCGUGAGCACAACUUAAGAAAAGAAAAUAAACCAAAAAAUCACAUUCGAAUAAAAGUCCGUGAUGCAUUACUGAAGAAGUGUAAACCAAAACAUCAAACUUCAAUAAAAGUUCUCAAUAAAAUAUUACCAACAAUA